This is a messenger RNA of Triplophysa dalaica, 11037 nucleotides long. RefSeq lists its product as uncharacterized. The record is from RefSeq and is a predicted model, not a curated record. The transcript has 3 exons. NCBI's taxonomy places the organism in Eukaryota, Metazoa, Chordata, Actinopteri, Cypriniformes, Nemacheilidae. Gene Ontology annotation, molecular function: nucleic acid binding; aspartic-type endopeptidase activity. Gene Ontology annotation, biological process: DNA integration; proteolysis.
UGGGGGCACCCCUUCGACUACUGUGGCACCCGACUGGAAGCAGGCCCUACGGGAAGAACUGAAGAGAGAUGUGCGGGAACAAAUGUCUGACCUGUCCAAAUCUUUUAUGGAGGAGCUCCGUCGAGAACGCCCCCAGUUGUCCUCUUUACCGCGGGAGCGGACUUACUCUGAUGGGAAUCGUCCCCCCGACCGCCGUCCAUCCCGACCUUCGGGCUCUCGAUUCCAGUGGGAUGAACACGGGCGUCCCAUCUGUAACGGCUGUGGAGAGCCGGGGCAUUACUUUCGUCAGUGUCCUGCUCGACGUGCAUCGCAAGGGGGUUUUUAGAGUUUCCGGCCACUGUGGGUCAAGUGGUCGGGACCCCCUCAUCAGACCCCUUCCUACCUACAUCUUUUAGGAGCCGCUUGGUGGGCUGUUGCCCGGUGGUGGUGGUUCAGGUUAAUGACCAGGAAGUACAGUGCCUUUUGGAUACAGGCUCCCAAGUGACCCUAUUCACCGAAAGCUUGGCCCAUGAGUUGUUUGGCACCGAAAGUCGACCACCUGCGGAAGCCCCCUGGUUGACGCUACGUGGGGCAAAUGGCCUCGACAUCCCGUACGUAGGAUAUCUUGUGACCGAUCUGAAGAUUCACGGGGUUGUAGUGUCUCAGAAAGGAGUGGUGGUCGUACGAGACACAUGCCUGGGGUCUCAUCGUGCCCUGAUUGGGAUGAACGUCAUUGCAGACUGUUGGGAGGAUUUGUUUCGGAGUAGACCGGCUCGGGCAGUUACAACAUCGGCCGGCCAGGAGUGGGACCGCAUCAGGGCUGACUGCCGCCGGGUAUGUCUUGCCGAACGACAGGGGGAUAGGGAAAGCACGGGAAGAGUGGCCUGCCGUUACGCCUUAUCCAUUCCAGCUCAGAGUGAGGCUGUGGUCUGGGCCAGGUUGCCCCCUCGACUUUAUAGUCCGGAAGAAUGGGUCAUGGUGGAACCUCACGAAGAUGGUCCCAAGGUGGAAGUCGCUCGAGGAUUGGCGACUGUUCGGGGGGGCCGGGUCUCAGUGCGGGUCAGGAACAUGAACCCCUUUCCUGUGCAUUUGUAUCAUCACCAACGGUUGGCCCGAGUGACCUCAGUGAGACCCCAGCAGGUUCGUGAACAGGGUGAAGUUAAUUUCAAUCGAGUGAGCCCGACAGUGGUCGAGGUGGCCCUGGCACGAGCUGGUCCGGAGGCGGGAGAGACAGGAAGAGGAAUGCCUGCCCACCUGACGGGGGAGUCUUUACGGGGUGAAGGACUAGGUGAAGAGCAAUUGGGACAACUCCAGGAGUUCUUGAGGAAGUGGCAACACUUGUUUUCCACUCAUGACGAGGACUACGGUCGCACAGAUGUGGUAAGACAUCAAAUCCCAACUGGGGACGCUGCACCCAGCCGAGAGCGUUAUCGACCCGUGCCCCCGACCUUAUACUCAGAGGUUCGCACCCUUUUACGAGGGAUGCUCGACAAGGGGAUUAUUAGAGAGAGCAGUAGCCCUUGGGCCGCCCCGAUAGUACUGGUUCGAAAGAAAACAGGUUCCUGGAGGUUUUGUGUGGAUUACCGAAGGCUGAAUCAAGUAACCAAAAGAGAUGCUUUCCCGUUGCCUCGAGUUGAAGACUCUCUUACGAGCCUCACACAAGCCACCUGGUAUUCCACUCUUGACUUGGCCAGCGGUUAUUGGCAGGUGCAGAUGGAUGAGCAUGACAGGGAGAAGACAGCGUUCACUACCCCCUUCGGCCUAUAUGAAUGGGACCGGAUGCCGUUCGGCCUUUGCAACGCCCCCGCCACAUUCCAACGGCUGAUGCAGCGUUGUCUAGGCAACCAACUGAUGGAUACCACCCUUGUCUACUUAGACGACGUUAUCGUCUACUCUCCAGAUUUCAAGUCCCAUCUUGAGCACCUAGAGCAAGUCUUCCGCUCUUUAGAGCGAUAUGGGUUGAAGCUCCAGCCAGACAAGUGCCAGCUUUUCCGAAAGGAAGUCAGAUUCCUGGGGCAUGUGGUGAGCGCGGCAGGGAUUUCAGUUGAUCCGGAGAAGGUGGUGGCAGUACAGGAAUGGGCUGCGCCCAAGACGGUGCGCCAGGUCCGUUCGUUCCUGGGCUUCGUGGGCUACUAUAGAUGAUUCAUUAAGGAUUUCUCUAAAAUUGCUAAACCGAUCAACCAGUUGCUGGGAGGUACGGGAAGAGUUCGGGGGCGAGGGUCCCCUUCGAUCCAAUGGGAUCCAGCUUGUGAAGCCGCCUUCCAGAAGCUCAAGCAGGAACUACUACAGGCCCCGAUUCUAGCCUAUGCCGACUUCACACAACCCUUCACUUUGUACACCGACGCUAGCCAUCUGGGCUUGGGGGCCGUUUUGGCACAGAAGCAGCAGGGAGAGGAAAAGGUAAUUGCUUAUGCAAGCCGAAGUCUACAUCCAACGGAGAAGAAUGACGCUAAUUACAGUUCUUUCAAGCUUGAGUUGCUGGCAGUGAAAUGGGCGUUGUGUGAAAAAUUCAAGGACUAUUUAUGGGGAGCCAAGGUACGGGUCGUUACGGACAAUAAUCCAUUGGUACAUUUGCAGACUGCUAAACUGGGGGCGGUGGAACAACGCUGGGCGGCACAACUGGCCAAUUUUGACUAUCAGAUCCAGUACCGGCCAGGAAGAGAACAUACUAAUGCCGAUGUACUAUCUAGGCUACCCGGUGAAGGAUCGGCAGGUCAGGGACCGGUACCAGAAGCGGGAUUCGACGAGGGAUUGAUGGUGGGAGUAGUAGAGGCACCGGGGCAAAUGCCGGAGGAACCCCCCCCUUGUUGGGGGUGGGACCCGCAGCGAUGGAGGUUGUGGCAGGGCGAAGAUGGAGAUGUAGCGUUGGUUCGAACGUGGCUAGAACAGAAGGCCUGGCCUGAGGGUGCGGCUCGCCGGGCCCAGACUCGGAUUGUACGGGGCCUGCUGGGACAGAAGGAGAGACUCUAUUUGAAGGAAGGUGUGCUGUGUAGGGCCAUUCAGGACCCAGGUCGGGGCGAAGAGGUCUGUCAGAUCGUGGUCCCUGAAGGGCGUUGUCAGGCGUUACUGGAGGCAUAUCACUCCAGGAUGGGACACCAAGGGCAAGAGAGGACAUUGGCACUGGUGAGACGACAUUUCUACUGGCCUGGGAUGGAAGGUACCACGAGGACUUACCUUCAGAGGUGCCCCCGCUGCACGUUGUUUAAGACCAAGAAGGAGGCACGGGCACCGCUGGUCCCGAUUCAGGCCAAGGCACCGCUGCAUAUGGUGGCCAUGGAUUAUCUGACUUUGGGACGGCCAAUGGAUCGGAUCCAGAACAUCCUCGUGGUAACCGACUUGUUUACCAAGUACGCUUGGGCCAUCCCAACUGUGGACCAAACCGCCGUCACUACUGCCAACGCCCUCUGGAGGUAUGUGAUCCAACCAUUCGGAUGCCCGGAAAUCUUCCACUCAGACCAAGGAAACAAUUUUGAGUCUAGGGUGAUCCAUGAGCUGUGCCAAUUGUACGGAUGCAAGAAGACCCACACGACUCCCUACCACCCCCAAGGGAACGGGGGGUGUGAAAGGUUUAAUCAGACCCUAUUGAGUUUAUUAGGAACCUUGGAGAAGGAACAGCAAGGCCAUUGGGUCGACAGGCUCCCGGCGAUGGUGCAGGCUUACAAUAACAGUGUGCACAGUACCACCGGUUACGCUCCUACUUACCUGAUGUUCGGCAGACAUGUGAGACUUCCAAUGGAUAUGCUUCUGGGGACCACUGCAGGAGAAGAGGGAGGUAGCUUGACAGAUUGGGUGCAGGGACACCACCAACGCCUCCAGUCGGCGUACGAACGAGUCUCUGACCAGAUUAAUCGAGCAGCGUUAAAGAAUAAGAGGUUGUAUGACCGGACGGCUCGAGAGGCACCGCUACUGUCAGGGGAGAGGGUGCUGGUGCGGGACAAUCGCCGACAAGGGAAGGGAAAGUUGAGUGACCGGUGGGAGGCUCAGCCGUUUGUCGUCCAGCGACAGCCACACCCAGACCAACCUGUAUAUGCAUUGCGACCAGAAGGAAAGGCAGGCCCCGAACGGGUGUUACACCGUAAUUUGAUUCGCCCUUGUCCAAACUAUCCAAAAUGUGUUGUAGAGAAUCCACCGGUCGAGACGUCCGAGAUGCCCCUGCUGGUAGGAUGGGCGGUGAUUCCCAGAGGCCUAGGCCUAGGACCACGACCUGAAGCACCUGUUUCCCCACCUCGUCGGUCCCAGCGAGAGAAUCGAGGUCAGCCUCCAGCUAGGUAUGGAGACUGGGUGUCUGGAGACCCGACCAGAGGUGAGAUGGCAGAAGAGGGAGAGCCCGGGGUGCGGCAACCGGUCAUGCCGAUCUUCAUGGGGGCUCCGUGGGCUCCGAAGUAUGGAGGCCCGGGAUCUGAGAUGAGUUUGUCGAUGUGGAAGACCCAGGUAGAGUACCUGGCAGGGCUUCAAGGUUUGAGCGCCCCACAGAAGGUCCAGUUUGUUCUAAACUCCUUGGAUGGAGAAGCGAGAAGAGAAGUUCAGGCGGCUCCGGAAGCAACCCGAGCAACUGUCCAGGCCAUUUUUGACUUUCUCACGGGACAAUAUGGAGACGCCACCCCGGUAGCUGUUCUGAGAACGAAAUUCUUCAAUUCUCGGCAAGGCCCUCGCCAAUCUGUUCGGGCAUUUACCCUACAGCUGCGGGAGCAGUUUUCUAGACUUACGGGGAGACAGGAUCAUGGCCUGGGGGGCGAAGAGGCUCUGCUCCGAGAUCAGUUUUUACUGGGGUUACGGGAGGGUCCUGUGCGCCAGAGUCUGCGGGUGCAAUUUCGACGAACACCGAAUCUAACUUUUGAAGAGCUUCGACGAGAAGCGCUGGCCCUUGAGCAUGAUCAUGCGGAGAAUGUAGAUCCCCCCAGCUGUCUAGUCACGAACGUUGGGGGCACCCCUUCGACUACUGUGGCACCCGACUGGAAGCAGGCCCUACGGGAAGAACUGAAGAGAGAUGUGCGGGAACAAAUGUCUGACCUGUCCAAAUCUUUUAUGGAGGAGCUCCGUCGAGAACGCCCCCAGUUGUCCUCUUUACCGCGGGAGCGGACUUACUCUGAUGGGAAUCGUCCCCCCGACCGCCAACGGCUGUGGAGAGCCGGGGCAUUACUUUCGUCAGUGUCCUGCUCGACGUGCAUCGCAAGGGGGUUUUUAGAGUUUCCGGCCACUGUGGGUCAAGUGGUCGGGACCCCCUCAUCAGACCCCUUCCUACCUACAUCUUUUAGGAGCCGCUUGGUGGGCUGUUGCCCGGUGGUGGUGGUUCAGGUUAAUGACCAGGAAGUACAGUGCCUUUUGGAUACAGGCUCCCAAGUGACCCUAUUCACCGAAAGCUUGGCCCAUGAGUUGUUUGGCACCGAAAGUCGACCACCUGCGGAAGCCCCCUGGUUGACGCUACGUGGGGCAAAUGGCCUCGACAUCCCGUACGUAGGAUAUCUUGUGACCGAUCUGAAGAUUCACGGGGUUGUAGUGUCUCAGAAAGGAGUGGUGGUCGUACGAGACACAUGCCUGGGGUCUCAUCGUGCCCUGAUUGGGAUGAACGUCAUUGCAGACUGUUGGGAGGAUUUGUUUCGGAGUAGACCGGCUCGGGCAGUUACAACAUCGGCCGGCCAGGAGUGGGACCGCAUCAGGGCUGACUGCCGCCGGGUAUGUCUUGCCGAACGACAGGGGGAUAGGGAAAGCACGGGAAGAGUGGCCUGCCGUUACGCCUUAUCCAUUCCAGCUCAGAGUGAGGCUGUGGUCUGGGCCAGGUUGCCCCCUCGACUUUAUAGUCCGGAAGAAUGGGUCAUGGUGGAACCUCACGAAGAUGGUCCCAAGGUGGAAGUCGCUCGAGGAUUGGCGACUGUUCGGGGGGGCCGGGUCUCAGUGCGGGUCAGGAACAUGAACCCCUUUCCUGUGCAUUUGUAUCAUCACCAACGGUUGGCCCGAGUGACCUCAGUGAGACCCCAGCAGGUUCGUGAACAGGGUGAAGUUAAUUUCAAUCGAGUGAGCCCGACAGUGGUCGAGGUGGCCCUGGCACGAGCUGGUCCGGAGGCGGGAGAGACAGGAAGAGGAAUGCCUGCCCACCUGACGGGGGAGUCUUUACGGGGUGAAGGACUAGGUGAAGAGCAAUUGGGACAACUCCAGGAGUUCUUGAGGAAGUGGCAACACUUGUUUUCCACUCAUGACGAGGACUACGGUCGCACAGAUGUGGUAAGACAUCAAAUCCCAACUGGGGACGCUGCACCCAGCCGAGAGCGUUAUCGACCCGUGCCCCCGACCUUAUACUCAGAGGUUCGCACCCUUUUACGAGGGAUGCUCGACAAGGGGAUUAUUAGAGAGAGCAGUAGCCCUUGGGCCGCCCCGAUAGUACUGGUUCGAAAGAAAACAGGUUCCUGGAGGUUUUGUGUGGAUUACCGAAGGCUGAAUCAAGUAACCAAAAGAGAUGCUUUCCCGUUGCCUCGAGUUGAAGACUCUCUUACGAGCCUCACACAAGCCACCUGGUAUUCCACUCUUGACUUGGCCAGCGGUUAUUGGCAGGUGCAGAUGGAUGAGCAUGACAGGGAGAAGACAGCGUUCACUACCCCCUUCGGCCUAUAUGAAUGGGACCGGAUGCCGUUCGGCCUUUGCAACGCCCCCGCCACAUUCCAACGGCUGAUGCAGCGUUGUCUAGGCAACCAACUGAUGGAUACCACCCUUGUCUACUUAGACGACGUUAUCGUCUACUCUCCAGAUUUCAAGUCCCAUCUUGAGCACCUAGAGCAAGUCUUCCGCUCUUUAGAGCGAUAUGGGUUGAAGCUCCAGCCAGACAAGUGCCAGCUUUUCCGAAAGGAAGUCAGAUUCCUGGGGCAUGUGGUGAGCGCGGCAGGGAUUUCAGUUGAUCCGGAGAAGGUGGUGGCAGUACAGGAAUGGGCUGCGCCCAAGACGGUGCGCCAGGUCCGUUCGUUCCUGGGCUUCGUGGGCUACUAUAGAUGAUUCAUUAAGGAUUUCUCUAAAAUUGCUAAACCGAUCAACCAGUUGCUGGGAGGUACGGGAAGAGUUCGGGGGCGAGGGUCCCCUUCGAUCCAAUGGGAUCCAGCUUGUGAAGCCGCCUUCCAGAAGCUCAAGCAGGAACUACUACAGGCCCCGAUUCUAGCCUAUGCCGACUUCACACAACCCUUCACUUUGUACACCGACGCUAGCCAUCUGGGCUUGGGGGCCGUUUUGGCACAGAAGCAGCAGGGAGAGGAAAAGGUAAUUGCUUAUGCAAGCCGAAGUCUACAUCCAACGGAGAAGAAUGACGCUAAUUACAGUUCUUUCAAGCUUGAGUUGCUGGCAGUGAAAUGGGCGUUGUGUGAAAAAUUCAAGGACUAUUUAUGGGGAGCCAAGGUACGGGUCGUUACGGACAAUAAUCCAUUGGUACAUUUGCAGACUGCUAAACUGGGGGCGGUGGAACAACGCUGGGCGGCACAACUGGCCAAUUUUGACUAUCAGAUCCAGUACCGGCCAGGAAGAGAACAUACUAAUGCCGAUGUACUAUCUAGGCUACCCGGUGAAGGAUCGGCAGGUCAGGGACCGGUACCAGAAGCGGGAUUCGACGAGGGAUUGAUGGUGGGAGUAGUAGAGGCACCGGGGCAAAUGCCGGAGGAACCCCCCCCUUGUUGGGGGUGGGACCCGCAGCGAUGGAGGUUGUGGCAGGGCGAAGAUGGAGAUGUAGCGUUGGUUCGAACGUGGCUAGAACAGAAGGCCUGGCCUGAGGGUGCGGCUCGCCGGGCCCAGACUCGGAUUGUACGGGGCCUGCUGGGACAGAAGGAGAGACUCUAUUUGAAGGAAGGUGUGCUGUGUAGGGCCAUUCAGGACCCAGGUCGGGGCGAAGAGGUCUGUCAGAUCGUGGUCCCUGAAGGGCGUUGUCAGGCGUUACUGGAGGCAUAUCACUCCAGGAUGGGACACCAAGGGCAAGAGAGGACAUUGGCACUGGUGAGACGACAUUUCUACUGGCCUGGGAUGGAAGGUACCACGAGGACUUACCUUCAGAGGUGCCCCCGCUGCACGUUGUUUAAGACCAAGAAGGAGGCACGGGCACCGCUGGUCCCGAUUCAGGCCAAGGCACCGCUGCAUAUGGUGGCCAUGGAUUAUCUGACUUUGGGACGGCCAAUGGAUCGGAUCCAGAACAUCCUCGUGGUAACCGACUUGUUUACCAAGUACGCUUGGGCCAUCCCAACUGUGGACCAAACCGCCGUCACUACUGCCAACGCCCUCUGGAGGUAUGUGAUCCAACCAUUCGGAUGCCCGGAAAUCUUCCACUCAGACCAAGGAAACAAUUUUGAGUCUAGGGUGAUCCAUGAGCUGUGCCAAUUGUACGGAUGCAAGAAGACCCACACGACUCCCUACCACCCCCAAGGGAACGGGGGGUGUGAAAGGUUUAAUCAGACCCUAUUGAGUUUAUUAGGAACCUUGGAGAAGGAACAGCAAGGCCAUUGGGUCGACAGGCUCCCGGCGAUGGUGCAGGCUUACAAUAACAGUGUGCACAGUACCACCGGUUACGCUCCUACUUACCUGAUGUUCGGCAGACAUGUGAGACUUCCAAUGGAUAUGCUUCUGGGGACCACUGCAGGAGAAGAGGGAGGUAGCUUGACAGAUUGGGUGCAGGGACACCACCAACGCCUCCAGUCGGCGUACGAACGAGUCUCUGACCAGAUUAAUCGAGCAGCGUUAAAGAAUAAGAGGUUGUAUGACCGGACGGCUCGAGAGGCACCGCUACUGUCAGGGGAGAGGGUGCUGGUGCGGGACAAUCGCCGACAAGGGAAGGGAAAGUUGAGUGACCGGUGGGAGGCUCAGCCGUUUGUCGUCCAGCGACAGCCACACCCAGACCAACCUGUAUAUGCAUUGCGACCAGAAGGAAAGGCAGGCCCCGAACGGGUGUUACACCGUAAUUUGAUUCGCCCUUGUCCAAACUAUCCAAAAUGUGUUGUAGAGAAUCCACCGGUCGAGACGUCCGAGAUGCCCCUGCUGGUAGGAUGGGCGGUGAUUCCCAGAGGCCUAGGCCUAGGACCACGACCUGAAGCACCUGUUUCCCCACCUCGUCGGUCCCAGCGAGAGAAUCGAGGUCAGCCUCCAGCUAGGUAUGGAGACUGGGUGUCUGGAGACCGUUCUCGGGACUAGAACGGUUUGGCGGGGGGGUAUGUCACGGUGUGACAAAUGGUAUAUGGAACUUAUUCCCGUUGAAGCCGUGUUUCCGCUGGGACACUUUGAGUGUAACACCGGUCCCAGGCCUGUGUGUGCAUCUGUUGCCAUGACAACCCCAAAUGACCGAUUGGAAACAGGUGUGGGGAAUUUACCUUGGGGGUUUGAGUGAGGUCCUGUCAGCACUUGAGAGAGUAUAAAAAGCAAGAGAAAGAGACUGUUGGUGUGGUUCUCUCCCGUGAGAAGUCGUUUUAUCGAGUGGUUGCAGUUAUUGGAGUGCGGGUGAAUGAAGAGGAGAGUGUGGACUUGAUGAGGGACUCGAGGGCAACAGAGGGAAAGUGGAAUAUCCGGUUUGCAUUGGAGAGGAGCUAGGUAGUCGAGAACUGAGUCUCGUAAUUGCAUGUAUUCGACACUGAAUUGGAUGUGGUUUGGAGUGUGUGGAUCACGAUCAUAAAUGUCACCGAGUGGAUUGUACUGAUUCAUUGCCGACCUCCUGUCUCUUUCUCCAUCAUAAAUGGUGAUGUGAACUCUGCCUGUGUUUGUGAAGAAAAACAUCCCGAAAUACCCUUUGUAGCAUUGAUGAACGCGGCCCCCUCGGACAGAGACCCAAGGGUGAGUGCGGGCUUUAAAUUGCACGUCGUGAAGUGAGAUUGCAGUGCCUAAGAUUGACGUUUCCCCCACCUUAUAUGCUAGAAGUGGAAUUGCUGUGUGUGUGGAAGAUACAUUCCCUUUGCCGUGCACUCUCCCUGUGCUACGCUGGUCUACUGUCAAUAGUGAGAGUUCUGUGUCAUUGCUCUGUUCUAACUGAGUGGAUGUUGAGGAAUUAUCAUCUGGACUCUGAAUUAACCCCUCUGUUUGAGUGAAUAAGAGACGAGAUGCCUUGUUGAAUUGUUCGUGGUCUGUCUCCGUAGAAGUCCCAUUCAUCCCGCUGACUUUGAGUCUGCUGUAUUCCUGCAACGCAGCCGUAUUGUGAGAAGUGCUCACUCCCUUCUAUGCACAUGAACUGUAUACCUUGUGUGAAGCACCCUUUCUGUCUGCUCCAGUAGAGGUCCCGUUCAGCCCAUCGACUUUGAGCCUGCUGCAACCUGGGAGCCCACCUGUGUGGGGAGAAGUGACUGUCCCUCUGCUGUGAACGUAAAGCCGGUCCGUUCUGUCUGGAAUAUCCACUUCAUCUAGGCCAGAAGAGGCCUUGCUCAGCCUGUCGACUAGAGUCUAGGGAAUUCCCGCAAUUCAUCUGUAUCGUGAGAAGUGUUCGUCCCCUUCCAACUCAUGUGAACCGUAUGCUUACUUGAAGUAUCCCUUCUGUCUGUUUCAGUAGGAGCCCUGUGCAACCGGUUGACUUCGAGUCUACUGUAUCCUUAUAGUCACCUGUGCUGAGAGAAGUGGCUGUCCUUCUGUUACGAACGGGGUUGGUACACUUUGUCUGGAGUAUUCCUCUGUUCCAGUUUCUGUGCCUGUGGAGAGAAGGAGGUUGAAAUUAUUCGCUUACCCUGUAAAGAUUCCCUCGCCACCCCAUCAUCAGAGUGUGAAUCUGCUGUAUACGUACCUGACCGACGGCCAUCUGCCCCGGAUCCCGUACCUGUGAAGGAAGGGAGGUUGGAAAUAUUUACUUACCAGAGAGACUUACCGGGCCGUUCGCCUGUUUACUGCAUCUCCACCUGGGAAAGACCUACCUGACAAUUUACCUGUCCACCGCCCCAUUCACUACAGGGCCCGCACUGAGGAAGAGAGCGGGAGAGACCCUGGUUGUUGUACUGUUCACCUUCGAUUCCUGAGGGCAAGAAGGAAGAAGAUUUUAGACUAGGAUUUUCAAAUUGCUUUUACUUCUAAAUAAAACUUGUUGAAAUUUUAUUCUGUCUCCGAUUUCUCCCUCUGAUACGCUCCUCGAGG